AUGGGCUAUACUUCCACUUUAAAGUUCAUAAAACUUGGCCACAAGCAACGCCCUUUUAGGCAUCUAUUUGGGCAACCGCAUAAACGAUGGGAUUAUAUCAAAAAUCAGCUAGACAAGCUAAUUAGACAUGGUCGCAUUGAAACUACACUGGAAAGGGCUAAGGAAAUUCAGCAAUAUGCGGAGGAACUUAUAAUCCACUCCAGAAAUGACUGUAAGGAAUCUGAUAUUAUUGUGGAAAGUCUAAUCACAAGUGCAGAGGCUAGAUCAGCGUUGUAUGAGAAGUAUGUGCCUUUGUAUGCUGAAAGGCCGAGAUUUUUCACUAGAGUGGUCAACCAGUGGCAUUUUAGGACCAAAGAUUCAGCCAGUAUGGCUUAUUUAGAGUUUGUAGAUAGGCCAGGAGAGCUUAGACCGGCAAAACCUGUAGGCUCACAAUAUUUACAACACAUAUACAAUCUUAUGAGUCAAACGCGCCGCAACUUUAGGAAGUAUAAACAUGUGGCUAAGAAAUUCGGCUUUUUAGACCAAAAUGGAAGGCUAGUAUCCAAUUAUAUCGCACAAAAACACACAGGAUAUCAGUGGCAUGAAGAAGAUAUUGUCAAAACUAUUCCAGAAAAGAUACAGAGUCAAAAGGUGCUAGAUAGGCUAGAGGAGAUUAAGGAAAUUAACAUUGGCGGUAGGGGAGUAGAUAAACUUAUGCUACCAUGA
Babesia microti strain RI is the source of this 705-nucleotide messenger RNA. Its product is annotated as 50S ribosomal protein L17. The record is from RefSeq and is a predicted model, not a curated record. NCBI's taxonomy places the organism in Eukaryota, Apicomplexa, Aconoidasida, Piroplasmida, Babesiidae. Gene Ontology annotation, molecular function: structural constituent of ribosome. The transcript is spliced from 5 exons. Gene Ontology annotation, biological process: translation. Gene Ontology annotation, cellular component: ribosome; large ribosomal subunit. Bases 1 to 705 code for a protein of 234 amino acids.